This is a messenger RNA of Paramuricea clavata, 1221 nucleotides long. The record is from the annotation of a GenBank genome assembly. Lineage: Eukaryota; Metazoa; Cnidaria; Anthozoa; Malacalcyonacea; Plexauridae.
AUGGCUCUCGUAGAAUUAACACAUCAACUGAAGAAGCGGACGUUUGCUCAAGCAAUUCUCUUCUUGAUGUCUAUUACAACCAAAUUAAAUUUUGUUCAGUUUGCAACACAUUUUAAGGUUGUGAAUAAUAAGCUAACCAGACUUCCAGAUGAUGUUAUUCCUAGAAUUUUUCCAAACUAUUCAUGCAAUCCAAGAGGGUCAAAUCUUCCUUAGUAUUGCAAAUAUCAGUUGUUAAGAUACAAGUCUUGGAAAAUAGCACAAGAAAAUGCUUGGGAUAAUGAAGAAUCAUCAGAUGAAAACAUGAUAAAUAAAUGACAAGAAUUUCUUCAGACAGCAUAUGCAAAGGAAAAUGUCCCUGACUGGUUUGACAAACUUCAAUCAGUUGUUCAAAACCAACAACAAUCAGAAAAUCUGAAUGCUGACGAACAGCCUGAAAAUACUUGUGAAGAGUGGAUGAUCAUAUCUGAUUUACCAAUGCCUUUCUCUGAUUCUCGCCUAACAAAUGCAGAAAUUGCUUAUGACUGGAACGGUGAUAGGGCUAAUUAUUCUGAGCAACAAAUUGGUGAAAUGCCAGUGUGGAUAAAAAAUAUGAGAGAAGGGAGUGAUCAAGUCUUACAUGAAAACAUAGAUGUUGAUACCUUCAGUGAAAUGCAAGAACUCGCAUACAACAUUGUCAGGUCUCACUUUAAUGACAUAUCUUCAAAUAGAACCCCACUUGUACUCAUUAUUAAUGGAGUAGCAGGUACUGGUAAGAGUUAACUUAUAAAUGCUAUCCGUACACUGCUAACUACCAAAUGUGCAGUCACAGAAACAAGUGGCAAAGCUGCCUUUAAUAUAAAUGGGGUAACAGUGCACUCUCUGUUAAAGUUACCAGUUGGCUGAAGGGGAAAUAAGGAUCUUACAGCCUAGAAUUUAAUUCGAUUGCAAGAAUCGUUACAUAGCAUUGAUUAUAUUAUAAUUGAUGAAUAUUCAAUGCUUGGUCAAGUAACAUUUGGCUGGAUAGAUAGGCGAUUAAAACAAUCAUCUGGACUACAAGAUAAACUGCUUGGUGACAAAUCAGUUAUCUUAUGUGGAGAUCCAGCCCAGCUGCCCCCAGUGGCAGACAAACCACUUUAUCAUGCAAUACCAACCAAUGGUAUUCGUGAACAGGGUUAUCUAACGUAUAAGAUGUUUGAUAAUGUUGUUAAACUCAAUGUUAACCAGUGUGUACCAGGGACAUAA